AUGCGCGGAAGCCGCGGAGGACCGCAAGCGCAGACGGCUCCACGCACCGUCCGAGCCGGUCGUUUCGGGGGCCCGUCGGUCGUGGAGGAGGAGGCCGAGGCUGAGGCCGCCGCCGGGAUGGCUCCGCUGCCGGGCCCUGCAGCGCCGCCGCGGCUCCUCCUGCUGCCGGCCGCAUCGACGGCCCCGCCGGCUGCCCCAGGGGCCCCCUCGCCUUCCCCGCCGCCCCGUAAGCGGCAGCGCCUGGCGCACCUCAGCCCGGAAGAGAAGGCCCUGCGCCGGAAGCUGAAGAACCGCGUGGCGGCGCAGAGCGCGCGCGACCGCAAGAAGGCGCGCAUGGGCGAGCUGGAGCGGCAGGCCGUCGAGCUGGAGGCCGAGAACCAGAAGCUGCUGGCCGAGAACCGGCGGCUGCGGGAGCGCGCGCAGAGCUUGUCCCGCGAGAACCACGAUCUGCGCCUCCGUCUCGGACUUCCCGCGCUUAAGGUGGAAUCGCAGGAGGAGACAGCGAGCAUCGCCCCUGGAGGGGCAGAGACCGGGUCCUCUGAGUCCGCAGCACUUAGACUACGUGUUCCUCCGCAGCAGGGACAGGCCGCAGUCUUCUGCCUCCACGGUGGGGGAGAGGAGGAGGAGGAAGAGGAGGAAGGGUCAGUUGGUAGCCUCCCUCUGGGCACAGACAGCCUGGCUUCUUCAGAUGCUGAGUCUGAUCUCCUCUUGGGCAUUUUGGACAGUCUGGAUCCAGACAUGUUCCUGCACUGCAGCAGCUCCCAGGCAACUUUCUUUGAGAAGCUGCAGCAGGAAAUGUGUGGAGAAGCAGCUGUUCCCUUACCAGCCUCCACCAGUCCCUCCUUGGGGCCUGCGCCACUCAAGCUGGAUGCCAUUAAUGAACUGAUCCGCUCUGAUCAUGAGUACACCAAGCCAUUCUUCCUGGAGAUCAUAUCAGAAGCAGCCACCCAGAACGGUGCACUCAUGGAGGAAGUGGUGGCUUCUCCUCCCCUGCAGGCCCCUGUCUCUGUGAAGGAGGAGCCUGCAGACACGCUUUUGCCUGACCUGGGCCUCUCCCACCUGCUCUCCUCAGACCAGAGGCCUCCCUUGCUGCUGGAUGCAGCUAGUGACUCAGGCUACGAAGGGUCACCCUCCCCGUUCAGUGACCUGUCCUCUCCCGUGGACACUGAUUGCAGCUGGGAGGAGGCCUUUGCCAAGGAGCUCUUUCCUCAGCUGAUCAGUGUGUGAUACCUGCUUAGCUUCUGGACAGCCGUCAGAUGGACAAUCGUUUUGGAAGAAUGUUCUUCUUGAAAGUGUUCCAUCAGAUUCCUAAGUAUUGCUUCUUUGUUUUGUAUGCGCCUCUGUCUGGCACCUGCCUCAUCAAGGAGUUCCAUAGCCCUUCCAAGAAAUGAAAUUGCCAGUCAAGUUAGCUUUGUUGGAAAGAAAGAAAGAAGAGAUCCUGCUUAGGGAGUAAUUGCUAAUCACUCUCAGUAGCUUCUCCUCAAUGUGUAAAUAAAGGCGGUGAGGCGGGGCGAGAUAUGUAAAUAUUACACAUACUGCUUUUUUUGAAAGUUAUUUUCCUGCAGCAUAUUUAAACUGUUGCUGUAAUUAAAAUGCAGAGCAAGUGAU
This is a messenger RNA of Protobothrops mucrosquamatus (brown spotted pit viper), 1608 nucleotides long. It is a transcript of the gene XBP1, whose product is annotated as X-box binding protein 1. The record is from RefSeq and is a predicted model, not a curated record. NCBI's taxonomy places the organism in Eukaryota, Metazoa, Chordata, Lepidosauria, Squamata, Viperidae. Gene Ontology annotation, molecular function: DNA-binding transcription factor activity, RNA polymerase II-specific; RNA polymerase II transcription regulatory region sequence-specific DNA binding. Gene Ontology annotation, cellular component: nucleus.